CAAGAGAACAGAGCUGUGUUUGCUUGCAAAGUUGCAGCUAUUAUUGUAGCUAUAAUUAUUUCUGCUGUUUUGUACUCUAGCUCAUAUCCGCCAUUGCAUUCUGUGUACCCUCACAGUAGCACUAGUUAGGCUCAUAGUAGCUGAGUGACUCUAGACACAAGCUGUACUACUGUACACUGUUGAUAGACAUGAAACGUUCGAGUUCUGCCCCUAAUGUAGCUAAGCUGAGUCAGGAGCUCAAACCUGUGACAAUUCAAACCACCAAUCUGAGAGUGAUGAACAAGACUGGUCUCUCGGCUAGUAAUAUCUCACUUCCCGGGGACUCCAUUAGGCCUCCUCCAGAGCUGAGCCCCAAGAGACAGCUGGCACAUACACACAUGCAGCCUCUCUCCUCACCGCUCCCUCUCUCACGUAUCAACUCACCGACAUCCAAAUACAGAGUGGCCCAAAUCAAAAAGGAGGAGGCCCUUGAUGAGAGAGAGAUUGAAAGGGAAGUUCAAGAGCAGAUUCAACUGAACAAGACUUUGGAUGACUCCAUGAGACUGCACACUGAUGAGCCUGGGGAAGCUAUGGAAGUGUUGUACCUAUCGUCUCUCCCCUCACACCCACCCUCUGCAUUCGUUUCACCCUCUUCCCCUCUAAAUAGGAUGCGCAGUAGGAGUCUCACCCCCACCAGCCCUGGAUCCAGCAGGACCUUCUCAUAUCGCCGCAGCUGCAGCCCAGUGCUGAGGCCCAGCUCUCUGUGUAUUGGCAAAAGGAAGAGAGACUUUGACCCUGAAGACAUGGAUACUUCUCCUACAGCGCCCUGUAAGAAGCUACAACUAGGCUAUGCCUCACCAUUCAGCCUAUCCCCUUGUGUUAGUCCUCUCAUGGGCAACUCCCCACUUCACCACUCGUUCUCUCGCAAGUCCUCGACCACCCAAGAGUCCACCCCUCUCUCCUCACCCUCGAGCGGCAUUGCUAAUCCCUUUGCACUCAAAUACGAUAAUGGGAGUGCCCCUGAUCAUUGGCAGAGCUUAUCUGGGAGUGGCAGUGCAUGCAGCAGUACUGGACACAGCCCUUCUGUUGGUAACACACCCAUCAAUCACUCUCGAAUCACACUGCUCUCCAUGGAGGAUAUGCCGACUGCUAGGAUACUCAGUGCACAUCGAUUUAGUAACGGCACACAGGAAGACUAUAAGAACGUUGGGCUUCUUGAACCUGUGGAUGUUAUCACCGAUACACCCACCCCUCUGUCACCAAAAGGACUUCAAUUCAGACAAAAACCAUUUCCUCUCUCUGUAGCAACUCUCCCUUCACCCAUUCCCCGUCCAGCAUCCAAUAACGGCACUAUUGACUCUUCAUUCAAUCAUAUCAUGGGAACCUCGUCUUCUAGUAGUAGAUGGAUCUCCCCAAAUACAAGCCCCGUGAUGCGUAGUCAACCCAACUCUCCGACAGUAAUCGUGGAAGGCGAUCAAAGCAAUGUUGAGACUGAUUCCAACCACAAGGAUUUGUCUCACCACUCACUACAACAUGAUAGACACUUAUCCCCUUUCAAUACAGAGAUACACGGCUCAUUCAAUCCUCCUCGAUUAAUCAAGACUGCUAGGAGGUUACACAAGUCUAUUCUGAGCUCUUCCAGACAAAUGAUCAGACCAGAACCACAAAGGCCACCAUCAGUGAGUAGUAUGGACACUUACAUUGGACGCAGCAGUAGCAAUCCAUCUGUCGUUCUCUCUUCAUCAAGUCGGCUCAAUAAUAUCAGCUCACUGUGUAUGAGCUCUAGUCUGGAGAGUGACCAACUGCAAGGUCGAUUGUCCCCCUACAAGUCAGUCGGUAGCAGUGGCUCAAGGACUCCCGUCAAACGAAGGAUGAGUGAUAUAUCGACAGAUAGUCAAGAUGAUGGAUUUAUGAUGGAGAGUGACGAAGGCAGUAGCUUUGAAGAGAGUAUGCCUACCACAAAAACUGUACGAACAAUUUCUUGAUAUUAAGUACUUUGCACUGUGAGUUUCAGGUAUGUAAUUUAAAUUCUAACUAUUUCCUUAUGUUUGUGCCAAUGUGUUAUGUGACCUCUCAUUUAAUUACAAAUUCAAACAUGUUUUUUUCUUCAUUGAUACAUUUAUUCAGUGUGUGAUUUUUAAUUUUUGAUUCCAUUCAGUUAAUUUUGUAUUCACACUACUAUCAUUUCUCUUCAUGUUGUUCACCACACUAUAA
This is a messenger RNA of Halichondria panicea, 2193 nucleotides long. RefSeq lists its product as uncharacterized. The record is from RefSeq and is a predicted model, not a curated record. Bases 189 to 1964 code for a protein of 591 amino acids. The transcript has 9 exons. Lineage: Eukaryota; Metazoa; Porifera; Demospongiae; Suberitida; Halichondriidae.